CAUUCAGCAUGCCACAACCCCUCAAAAAGCAAGUAAAACAACAUCGUCUACAGUUUCCUUCCUAUAUUUUAUAAAUUGUAAACAUCCUUUGUAAUAUCUGAGAAAAAUGGCGGAAUCAGACUCGGGAGAAAGUACUUCGUCGGUGUCCUCAUACAUAUCCCGCUCGUCGGCGUCCUCGCGAUUGAGUGAGUUUGUGGACGCGAAGACGGAGCUGCAGGAUAUAUACCACGAUUUGAGUAACUAUCUGUCCAGUUUUCUAACCAUUUUGGAGGAGAGUGUCCUGUUAAGAGAUCGACAAAUGCUGGAGCACCUGUGCGCCUUCUCCAGCAAAGUGGAGGCCAUUGCAAAGGUACUUUCGCGCGAUCGAAUGAAGGUGGCAUUUUUUGGACGCACCUCAAAUGGCAAGAGUGCCGUGAUCAAUGCCCUGUUGCAUGAGAAGAUCCUGCCCAGCGCCAUGGGCCACACCACCAGUUGUUUUUGCCAAGUGCAGGCCAAUGGCUCUGACGAAACAAUGGAGCACGUGAAGGUCGAGCAGGAGGAGCAGCACAUGGAGCUGAGUGCCCUCAAGGAACUGGCCAGUGCACAUUCGCCAAGGGCCCUGAAACCCUCGACGCUGCUGCAGGUGAAUAUGGCCAAGAACCGCUGCCCGAUCUUGGACUACGACGUGGUUCUGAUGGAUACACCUGGCGUGGAUGUGACCGCGCAACUGGACGACUGCCUGGAUAGCUAUUGCAUGGAUGCGGAUGUAUUCAUCUUGGUUUUGAACGCAGAGUCCACUGUUUCGCGCGUGGAAAGGCAGUUCUUCAAGGAUGUGGCAGCCAAACUCUCGCGUCCCAAUCUCUUCAUACUCAACAAUCGCUGGGACAAGGCCAGCAGUCUGGAGCCGGAAAUGGAGCAGCAGGUCAAGGAUCAGCACAUGGAGCGCUGCGUUAACCUGCUGGUGGAUGAGUUGGGUGUUUAUGCCAAUGGGCAGGAGGCCUGGGAAAGGAUCUAUCAUGUCUCGGCCUUGGAAGCCUUGCACAUACGAAAUGGUCACAAUCAGAAUCCCACGGCACAAACACAAGAGCGAUACCAGGAGUUUCUGCGUUUCGAAAAUGAUUUUUCCAAUUGCCUCGCCGAGUCUGCGUUGAAAACCAAGUUUGGGCCACACCUGCAGAGUGCACAGAAGAUUUUAAACCAGCUGAAAUCCACGUUGAUUGGCCCUUUCAUAGAAAAAGUAAGUCGGCUAAUAGAGGAGAAUAAGGAGAGGAGAGCCAACUUAAAUGCGGAAAUGGACGACUGGGUAAUACUAAUGCAAGAUGACAGGGAAGAGCUGCAGAUUUGGUUCGAACAACUAACUGAAAUGACGCAACGUGUGGGUCAGAGUGUUUUAAACGAACAGAUCAACACGUUAAUACCCUCGGCUGUUUCAUCCUUCGCGCAACCAUUCCACCCCGAGUUCCCAGCACAAAUUGGCCUAUACCAGCGCUCCUUAAGUGCCCAUUUGGAUGAGCUUCUUGAGGAUCGAGUGCUGCAAUGUCUGUCCAUGCCACUGCAGGAGAAGCUAUUCCAAAUGGAGAAUGAACUGGAGCUGCAGAUCACCGACAAAUCUUACAACUGGCAGUUCAUCUACAACGUGGAUUGUCAAUCCUAUAUGGUGGACUUUCAGCCAGAUCUUAGGUUUAUGUUUUCCCUGGGUUUUACCGCACUGUGGCAUCGUCUCGAAGGAAAUAUACCACUGCAGGCAAGUGCAUUCCGAAUGCCAAAGUUACACAAUGGCCACAAGAAAUGCUUGCCACUGCCACCUUUGAUGCACGGCAACCAUUGGCAGAUGCUGGAAUCGUUGGUCAAGUCCAAAGGUAGCCUUGGAACCGUAUUGCUGAGUGCCCUGGCCAUCCGUUCGUUCAGCUGGCCAAUCGUGUUGAUCCUUGGCGGCGUCGUCGGAUCCUUUUACCUCUACGAGUACGCCGCCUGGACGACAGCCGCCCAAGAGCGCAGUUUCAAGAGGCAGUACGUCAGGCUGUUGCAACAACGUCUGCGGGCGGAUGUGCAGCAAACCGUCAACGGGUUUGAGUUCCAGUUGCGACAGCACCUGGCCAAAGUCCGAAAUUGCUGGGAGGCCAAGUCCAAUGAAACGCUGAGUGACCUGGAAGUGAGGACCUCGGAGCUGACCAAGCAAAUAAAAUCGAUGGAGGUGCUGCAGCUGAAACUGAAGAAGUUUCGGGACGAGGGACAGCUGCUGGCCAGUCGAUUGGCGGAGUUCCAGGAGACCUACUUGAGCAAGGGCUGCAAAUUAUGAGGGGGUUAUUUUAAAUUCUUAAUUCUUAAGUUUCAAUUUUCUUUGGUUAAUUAUUAAUUGUAAUUCCGUUGUUUUACUUUAAAAUUUAUAUGUUCUUGUUCGGUUAUUUUACAACAUUAAACGUUUGGUCUGCGCCACUUUAAAGUUA
Molecule: messenger RNA, 2426 nt
Organism: Drosophila santomea
Lineage: Eukaryota; Metazoa; Arthropoda; Insecta; Diptera; Drosophilidae
Product: transmembrane GTPase fzo
Exons: 1
Coding region: 107-2278 (723 amino acids)
Biological process (GO): mitochondrial fusion; mitochondrion localization
Cellular component (GO): mitochondrial outer membrane
Molecular function (GO): GTP binding; GTPase activity
Source: RefSeq, a predicted model, not a curated record